Oppiella nova is the source of this 1278-nucleotide messenger RNA. Lineage: Eukaryota; Metazoa; Arthropoda; Arachnida; Sarcoptiformes; Oppiidae. The record is from the annotation of a GenBank genome assembly.
AUGAAUCCAGCGGUCGACAGACACCCACUCGUAGACAGUCCUCAAGAGCUGAACAGAUCCGGCGGUGCUAUCGGUGCUCAGCGUGGAGUCAACUCUUCCGAUAAAGCCUUCAGACAAUUCCGGGUCCUAUUGUGGACCAAAUACUUCGGUUCUGACGAUUGGUCUCAUCUCGACCUCAAGACAUUGAACUGUAAUUUUAGUAAUUGUUUGCUCACUGAAGACAAGUCACAACUGGAUUCAGUGGACGCCGUGUUCUUUCACUGGCGAGACACCAGUCCCUGGGAUUUGCCACAGAAGCACAUCCCCGGCCAGAAGUGGAUCAUUUAUAACUGGGAACCACCGGUCAAUACACUGGAAUUCAAGGGCAGAGCCAUUGCUGACCAAAUAGAUUGGGUUAUGAGUUAUCGCAAGGAUUCAGACAUAUAUGUGCCGUACGGGUCAGUCAUCCCAUGUGAUAAUAAGUGGCAAAAUGAGGAUCUGUUUGAUGGUAAGACUCGGAGUGUGGCGUGGAUUGUGUCCAACUGUCACUCGGAUGGCAACAGAGAGGAAUAUGUAAGGGAACUGGCUAAAUUCAUCGAUGUCGAUAUCUAUGGAAGGUGUGGUCACUACGAAUGUCCAAGAGAUGACUCGUGUCUUAAGAUGAUUACCAAAAAAUACAAGUUUUACCUCUCAUUUGAAAAUUCUCUCUGCAAAGACUAUGUGACGGAGAAGUUGUUUCGUAUCGCAGAAUACGAUAUCAUUCCGGUAGUGUACGGAUCGGCGAACUAUUCGCAAAUAAUGCCAAAGAACUCAUACAUAAAUACCGCUGAUUUUGGAUCACCUCAAGAGUUGGCGAAUCAUCUGAAGGAGAUCUCGAGUGAUAAGCAAAAGUACAACUCGUAUAUGAAUUGGAAGAAUAAUUAUUGCUCUAAAAUGACUCACUAUAAGUACUUCUGUAAUGUGUGUCACAAACUGAAUGUCAAUUCAAAACUGAAAACAAACAAACACUGGAAUAAAGAGGAUCUGAUUAACUGGUUCUAUAGGGACGCCAAUUGUCUGCACCCAACCUAUGACUUAAAAAGUUGCCUUCAAUACAAUCACUGCAUUGCCACUGAUGUCAACCCUAUCGCCAUUAAUACGGCACCGAACAAAGCCAGGUCUUCGGGAGCACUGUUUCCCAAUCAGUGUCUGUCCCCUGAGAAUUGGCAACCGUCGGCUCCAGUAGGGGGCGAUUUGAGUGUGUCCGUGACCACACACCAGGUCCUCAUUCAGUCCAACCCAUGGCAGGAAUACUCGUGA